This is a messenger RNA of Entrophospora sp. SA101, 543 nucleotides long. Lineage: Eukaryota; Fungi; Glomeromycota; Glomeromycetes; Entrophosporales; Entrophosporaceae. The record is from the annotation of a GenBank genome assembly.
AUGAUUAAAAAUAUUUCUAAAGUCAAGACACUAGAAGAAUCAGAAAAACUUCUAAAAAGGAUCUACAGUAGCCAUUCAUUAUUUAGCUCAGAAAUUAGAUUGAGUUUGGAAGUGGCGAUAAGAGCAUCUGCAGAAAAAAUUCUUGAUACAUUUUAUUGGGAAAGGAAUGUAUCAGAGAGUCAUAUAAGCCAUGGAAUGUUCUUAGACUUAUUUGUAAAUUUAUUUUAUGAUGGAAUGAAAUAUUUAGUAGAUGACCAAAAAAAAAGAGAUUUAGAAUGUUUAGUAAUAGAACAUGGAAAAUUUGAAGCAGUAAUUGAUAAUGGAAAAGCAUUAAGUGAUAGAGGUAUUUUUCUUGUUGGCAAGAACCUUGAGGAGUUACAAGAUAUUUUGGAGACACCUCCUGGUGAGGGAACUUCAGAUGAAGAAUGGAUAAUUAAACAAAAUUUAACUCCACAAGACAUAUUAAGAAUUAAAAAAAAUGAAAGUCUCAGUCAAACUCCAUUAUUGGCAUUUGAAGAUUCAAAUGAAGAAUGGAUAAUUUAA